This is a messenger RNA of Amphibalanus amphitrite, 416 nucleotides long. RefSeq lists its product as uncharacterized. The record is from RefSeq and is a predicted model, not a curated record. The coding region runs from base 18 to 416 and encodes 132 amino acids. The transcript is spliced from 3 exons. NCBI's taxonomy places the organism in Eukaryota, Metazoa, Arthropoda, Thecostraca, Balanomorpha, Balanidae.
AAGCAACGCCCUCGGCAAUGGCUCGCCCCGUGCUCGUGCUCCUCGCGCUCGUUUCUGCGUGGCAGGCCAGCAGCGCCACCUUCCAGUCCGAUAUGGGUGACGGCCUGGACCCGUCUCCGCUCGGCGGACUGAGCUCGGAUCAGUUGAACGCCCUGCUGGAGGGCACGGUGACCAUGCCGUACGUGCUGGUCCCCUCGCAGCUGAUGUCCUCGGUCCAGAAGCGGCACUACUCCGCUGUGCCGUCCCGCUUCCGUAGUGAACAGUACCAGGUCUGUCGUCCUUCCUCCAACGAUAUUGUGAAGUUUCUGCACGCGCUGCACCUGGCCCGCAGCGGCUCUGCUAACCAGCUGGCCCGCCUGUGCAGCGACGGCAGGCCGGCCUCCGAGAUCGACACCAAUGUGCGCUUCAUCGGUUAA